This is a messenger RNA of Hordeum vulgare subsp. vulgare (domesticated barley), 4050 nucleotides long. Its product is annotated as inactive TPR repeat-containing thioredoxin TTL3-like. Gene Ontology annotation, cellular component: cytoplasm. Bases 2915 to 3988 code for a protein of 357 amino acids. The record is from RefSeq and is a predicted model, not a curated record. NCBI's taxonomy places the organism in Eukaryota, Viridiplantae, Streptophyta, Magnoliopsida, Poales, Poaceae. The transcript is spliced from 8 exons.
AACAAUCUAGACUAUGUUUAUGCCUGUAUGUGUUAAUCCUGGUACCAUUCCAUCCUGAUUGCACUAAUGCAUCUGAUUUGAUGGUGUAUACGUCGUUGAACAAGUGGCAAUACUGAUUGCUGCUAUUGCACUAAUUUGUUGUGUAUCAUGACCAUCCCAUCCUUAUUGCUGCUAUUUCACAUGAUUUGAUGCUGCAUUUCUCAGGUCUCUGUUUGGUUCAGUACUGCCAUGGUUAGUUAAAUGUUGGAGCAGCUUGUGAGUGUUCAGUCAAGUCCAACUUUGAAUGCUUAGUUCAAGUAUUUUGCUAGGUUCUGAACUUGUAGAGAAGCAAUCCUGGACUAAUAAUUGAUUUGAACUUUGUUUAGCCACUUUUACUUCAUUGUUGCAUGCGUAGAGUUGAUGGUAUCGUAGUGUUUCAUGGGUUUGGUGCUGGUCCAUCUGUCGAGUGCAUAGCUUUAGAUAUCUUUUCGUUGUCCAAUAUGACUAUGGUUCUGCUUCUGGUGGUCUAUUCUAUAUUGAAAUAAACAGAUGAAUUUGACCGAGUCCAUCUCUGCAUAUUUGCUUGAUUGAUUCAGUAUACGUAUAUCGCCAUGCAUCUGUGGUUCAAGGGUUUUGCUAGGUUCUGAAUUAGGAGUGGCAAGCAAUCUUGGGCUAGUAAUAAGUAACUAUGUUUAGCCAUUUGUACUUUAUUGUUGAUGUCAUAGAGUUGUCUUUGUCCAUUGUUUGUUAGUUCAGCCUUUUUUAAUGUUGGUUUGCUGGCGGUUGCUAUGUCGUAUGGCAUUAGCUCCAUGUCUGUUUCCAAUUGUGCUGGCUCUGCUUCUCGUGAUAUAUACUGAAAAAAACAGAGACCAACUGCAUCACCAGUCAAUUUUGAUUUGGAAUUAGCAAUGUGCUUCUGCCUUGAAUGAUGUUCUGCUUUUUACGUCUCGUCUUUUCUGUUAUUAAUGCAACCAGUCAUGCCAUGUAAUGCCAUUGGCAUUAAGUCCUUUCUUGAGAUCUUGAAAAAUGCAGAGCCUACCGAAGUUAAAUCAACAAAUCUGAUUGGUCGGGAGUCUGUCCCUUCAGUAUUGGCAUGUCCAGUUAAGUGUCGGAGCAGCUAGUGCGUGAUUGAUUUGAGUCCUCUCUGCAUGUUUUGGUUGAUUGGUUCAGUAUACGUCACCGUGCUUGUGUGGUUAAAGUGUUUUGAUCGAGGGAGUGACAAGCAUUAUUGGUCUAAUAAUUUAUAACUAUGUUUUGCCACUUGUACAUUAUUGGUGCAUGCCGUGGAGUUGCUGUUAUCGAUUGUUUGAUAGUUCAGCCUUUUAAAUGUUAUCUGGUGACGGUUGCUAUGUCAGAUGCCAUUAGAUUCCUUAUCUGUUUCCGAUAGGCCUGUCUCUGUUUCUGAUGGUACAUUAUGCUGAAACAAACUUAGAUGAACUAUCAGUUUUGAUCUGGAAUCAGUAGUCUGUUUAGAUUCCUUAUCUGUUUUGAAUAGGCCUGUCUAUGUUUAGCCACUUGUACUUUAUUGCUGCUUCUAUAGAGUUUCUUCUGGUGGGUUAAGCCUUAAAUGACGUUCUGCUUGUUACUUCUUGCCUUUGCUGUUAUUAAUACAACAAGCCAUGUCAUGUAAUGCCGUCAGCAGUAAGUCCUUCAUUCAUAUGCUGAGAAAUUUAAAACUUAUACUUAAGUGAAGCAAAGUUAGUGUCAACAACUCUUCACGGUCAUGAAUGUCCAAUUCAGAGUUGUGUUAUUUCAUAUGGCUGACUGCACCUUUGGUACUGGCAUGUCAAGAGAAGUGUUCUAUGCUGCCCAUUGCAUCAUUUCCUUGAUUUUUCAGAUAGUGCCCAAACCAGCCGAUCUUAAAAUUCCAAGAUUCUAUAUAUCACUCCUGGCUCCAAAUAUUAUUUCAACAUUUUAUAUAUAAUUCCUAAUGUGGCUGUUUAUUUCAUUAAGAUUGUUGAACAACUGUUGCCAGGAUGUUUUGUCGUCACUUGUCAUGUUAAUCGUUGGUUUAAUUUUAUCAAAUAACCCCAAUGUAUUUUCAUAAAGCAUGCUGAGUGUAUGUUCUGCACCUGCACAUGGGAAUACAGUAUUGACUAAUAAGUACUCCCUCCGUUUCUAAAUAUAAGUCUUUUAAAAAAAUUCAUUAGGAGUCUACGUACAAAGCAAAAUAGAUGAAUCUACACUGUGUAAAGUAUGUCUAUAUACAUCUGUAUGUAGUCCACCUGUGAAACCUGUAGAAAGACUUAUAUUUAGGAACGGAGGGAGUAUGUGUCAAAUUUCUUGAUAUUUUGUGAAUUAAGAGACAAAAUAGUAGUGGUAUUACUAUCCAAUAACAACUGUAGGACAGGCGCACUAUACCUGAUUAUGUACUGUAGCAGUGUGAAAAAAUGUAAAAGGCCAUGGGUACCGGUACUAGAGAAGCAUGGUCGCUGUUGGCCAAACACACCUACAUGGUACAGUACUGAGUUACUCCCUCUCUGAACCCACCUAGUUGGCAGAUUGCCACAAGUGUGUUACAUGCUACUCAUAGUAGGGAGUAUCAUAUAGUAAUAUCAUGCACAUGAUACUAUGGUAUGAUACUACUCUCAUAGUGCAUAGUAUCAUAAACUAGUGUCAUAGAUGGUCUCAUUUAUUGAUAUGCAUGACACUUAGUAGCAUAGCAUUUAACAUUGAUACGGUAUCUUACCUAUGUUACUCUAACCCUCUCUCUCUAGAUGUGCUCCGCCCACCACUGGGAAUUCCUUCUACCUCCUUCUCUAGAUGCAUUCUGAAGAAUCCAGGACUUACCCUCUCUUUUGUUGUAUCCUAGGGUUCUGUUUAUAUAUAAUAUGAGGAAACGUUGAUGUUUCCGUGUCAAUAGUGGGUUGUGGUAUCUGUAUAUGCUCAUUCACCCUCCCUCUUCAUUAAUCUUGUUCAAUUUUGCUUCUUCUAGAUGUCAAAGCUCAAGCAAGAUGUAUUUGAUAAGGCACAUGAAAUGGCACUGGCUGCUACCACCAGAAAGAGGCCUACCCAGCGCUCCUAUAACGAUCUUGAUAAGGUUAAAAUCACCUCCAGGCCUACUGCACUGCAACUGCUGCACAUGUACAAGGAUAUCCACAACUUAUUUGUUAAAUAUAGUGCUGCUUUGGUUCCCCGGAAUGUGUGUUUUGCACAGCCUGUGGGAGGAAUACCGUCAACGUUCAAAGAAGAGCUUCUUGAUGGAGUUCCUGUUGCAAUACCUUAUGAUAAGCAGAAUUUGUGCUUUUUUAUCAUUGAGGUUGUCAUUGACAAGGAUGUGGUUUUUCAAUUCCCAAUGCGUUUCGAUAGCAUGUACUGCUGUGGUUUCCGUGUUCUUGAGCUUGGUGAUGAUCCACUGGAAAAGAUCUGGUAUUCAUUCGGGAAAGUUCAAAUCCUUCCGAACAGACUUUUCAAAAACAGGAAGAAAUCUGAAGCCCCGCGCAGGUGCAGGAGCUCGUCGGAGUCAAAAGCAACGAGCGGGAGGGGCGGCGGUGGUCGAAGUGUAAGCGGGAGGGCGAGACACUCGGGCGAGCUGGCGGCGGAAAGCGGCAGCGGCAGGAACCCGCCGCCUGGCCACCGGCGCUCCGGAUCUGGGCCGCUGAUUUUCUCCGGGGGCGGCGGGAGCACAGCGAGCUCACCGCUCAUCAAUGCGCUCCCCGCCGACAACAUCUGCUCGUCUGGCCGCGUCGUGCCGGCGCCCCCGCACCCCGUACGGCCACAACACCAUCAUGCGGGGCGGCAUGGCGCCCGCGAGGAGGCCGUCCGGCUCGACCCGGCCAGCGGCCGCGCCCACGGAUGCCUCGCCGCGCUCUGCCUCCGAAAGAUUGCAUCAUGCCGCAAAGACUGGAAGAGUGCGCUGAGGGAAGCAGACGCCGCCAUUGCCAACGGAGUAGACUCCUCUCAGCUGCACCUUGCCAUGAGGUCUGAAGUGCUUCUCCGGCUCAACAAACUAGAGGAGGCCGAUUCGACUAUUACGGGUUUGCUGAAAUUGGACAGUGCUGGGAGGUGAAGAAGCAUCUCUGAAUUAUUUUUUCUUCAGAGGAUACAUCACAACAACAGCUUAGUGCUGGA